Talaromyces proteolyticus is the source of this 606-nucleotide messenger RNA. RefSeq lists its product as uncharacterized. Lineage: Eukaryota; Fungi; Ascomycota; Eurotiomycetes; Eurotiales; Trichocomaceae. Gene Ontology annotation, biological process: fatty acid catabolic process. The transcript has 3 exons. Gene Ontology annotation, molecular function: 2,4-dienoyl-CoA reductase (NADPH) activity. The record is from RefSeq and is a predicted model, not a curated record. The annotation marks the transcript as partial.
CGCGCGGGCAGCCGUGUUAUUGGCAUUUCGGCCGAUGUGAGGAGCAUCGACUCGUUGAAGACUGCCGUUGCGCGCACAGUGGCUGAACUCGGCCGCAUCGAUUUUCUGAUUGCUGGAGCAGCAGGCAAUUUCCUGGCUAAUUUCGACGAUCUGUCCGCCAAUGCGUUUAAGUCUGUCAUCGACAUCGAUCUUCUAGGCAGCUUUAAUGCAAGCAAGGCGUAUGCCGAAGAACUCAAGAAGAAUCGGGGACGAAUUAUCUACCUUUCUGCCACAAUGCACUACAUCGGCUUACCGCUGCAAACCCACGCUGUAGCUGCAAAGGCCGGCGUGGACGCUUUGAGCUCGCAGAUGUGUAUAGAAUAUGGGCCGUACGGAGUGACUUCUAACCAGGCUCAUAACAUGGCCAGGUUAUCCCCCCCCGGCCCGAUUGCUGAUACCGAGGGCGUCAGCCGACUCAGCGACACAGCAGGACUGGUGACUACUCAAAGGCGAAUUCCGCUUCAACGUUUCGGCUCGGUCUCGGAAAUAGCAGAUGCAACCGUAUUCUUAUUCAGUGACGCGGCCAAGUAUAUUUCAGGGGUAGCGAUCCCAGUAGAUGGCGGAUAG